This is a messenger RNA of Entrophospora sp. SA101, 2238 nucleotides long. NCBI's taxonomy places the organism in Eukaryota, Fungi, Glomeromycota, Glomeromycetes, Entrophosporales, Entrophosporaceae. The record is from the annotation of a GenBank genome assembly.
AUGUCUAGCAGUAGAGAUAAUACUGAAAGUCGAGAUGAAAUUCCACUACCUUUUAUGCGUCGACCGAUGCCAUUAUUAAACAUGCGUUUUAACACAGAUAACAAUGGCGAUUCUCCAAGAAAUACUCCCACUCUUAGAGAAAUUAAAUCAAUAGUCUCAAAAAUCACUAACAAUGUGGAUGUACAAACAGACACAUUAACUAGAUUUUCAAAUUUUUUGGCAAAUCCUGAUAUAUCUUUGAUUGAAGGAUGGAAUUACAAUUUAAUUAUUCGUAAACUUGCUACAAUAUUGACUAGAAGAACUCCGCCUCCCCAACUAUCAGACUUGUCAGCCUAUGGCACAGAAAUUGAUAUUGCGACUUUACAAGCAAUACUUGGAAUAGCAGAUCCUGAUAAUUCUCACAUAAAAAGAAUAACAAUAGCAUGUAAAUGUAUGUGCAAUUUGACAAUUCUCUUGGAUAAUAAUGCUGAACAAUAUAUCGGUAAUGCAGUGAGAGAAGUUGCCAUUCCAAAUUUAUGUCAAUUAAUCAAAGAGCCUUUAUCAAAUGAUUUGGAUUAUCUAAAUGAUAUCAUAGCGGCUUUAAUACAAUUUUCUAUACCAAAUAGAGUUGAUUGUAUUGAAUUGAUUUUACAAACAGAUAUCAUUCGACAUUUAAUGGAAAAUAUAUUUGAAUUUAUGUCUGACAAUGAUCGAGCAUUACCAAUUUGGCUAAUGGCAAAUUGUUGCAGAAACUCUAUAAACCUUCCCAAGGAUAGUAUUGAUAUACUGAGAGAUUUGACCAUAAAUAACGAUGGAUUCGUGGCAAUUUUUUCAAAUAAUGAAAAGGAUAUCGUUUUACAUCAGGCUAGUAUCUGUAUCACCUAUAUGGUUAUUUAUGAUCUUGAGGAAAAUUUACCUAAAAUUUCUUUGCUUUUUUCACAAGAACAUAUAAUUAAGCCAUAUAUAAGUAGCUUCGGGAUUAUGAGUAAGGAAGAUCAAUUAAUAGGGUUUUAUUUAUUGACAAAUAUAGCAACUAAAUUGCCUGAAACUAUGAAAGAAAUUUUUGACAAUGAGAUUUCAAAGGCCAUAUUUAUUUCAAUAAUUAAUAAAGAUGUUAAUGAAAUCAUUGGCGGAGAUGGAGAUCAAUUGUCAUUAAGUGUGAUGAUUGAAAAAAUUGUAAAAUAUAUUGGAGAAAAUUUUUGUUAUUAUAAUCAUGUUGAUAAUUUUUAUUCAACAAUCAUUGGAUUGCUGUUGAAUUUAUUUCCCGAGUAUAAGCAUGAAUCCUUUGAAAAAUCUCAAAAUCCAUUUGGUUUUAAUAUGGUUGGAAUAAUAGAUACAACAUAUUACUUAGAACCUCAAACACUAACUCCCGAAAAUUCUACGAAAUCAAAGACGACUGCUAAAGAUGUAGUUGAAGAGAAGAAUAUAUUUGAUGUUGAGCCGUCGCCAUUGAUAACUAUGGAAAUUGACCCUCCAACUGCAUCAUCUUAUGUUGAGGAUACAGCUAGUAUUCUUGAUACAUGUAGUGCAACUACUAUGGAUCUAGUAACUGAAGUAGAUGAGAAAGAUGAGAAAGAUGAGAAAGAAACUGUUGAUCAAUUUGGUGAUUAUUGGACAAACAGUAAACUUCAAGAUAAUAAAUUCAUUAAAGCUCAAAAAUUAUUUGCCGCGUUAAUAUUACCCAUACUAUUAAGGUGCUUUGUCAACACAUCAGACAUACAAUUACGAAUUCGACUUUCCAUAUUGAUUUAUUCUUUUGUAAAAUAUACAAAACCUGAUAUAUUGAUUGAAGUGUUGUUGAAAUCUGAUUUUUCUACAAAAUUGUCAUUGAUGUGUUCCAAAGAAGACCCGAUACAAUCAAAUUCUGAAAUACCUAUUAUGGAUAACAUUGAAGAUUGUGUUAAAGAUUGGAAACCUAAAGAUUUUAAAAAUUAUUUUAAAUUUACAGAGAAAGAAGGCCUUCUUACAAAAGAUAUGUCAAAAUCAGUGAAAAUUCAACGAUUACUUGUAUAUCACAAAUAUUAUAAAAAAGAGGAAAAUUUCAGUGAACGUGAUAUUACCAAAAAAAUGUUGGAAAACUAUGACCUAGAAAAAAGAAAAACAUCAAAAAAAUUUACUAGUAAAAAUAAUUUUAUUCGAGAGAUUGGAUUUAGGAUAUUUCAUCAUUGCAUGGAGUUUUUUUCAGAUGAUUACCCAGAUCUAUCUACUGCCUUUGAAGAAGGGUUUACUUUUCAAGAAGUAGAAUUCACUGCACAUUAA